Messenger RNA from Gadus macrocephalus (Pacific cod), 2777 nucleotides. RefSeq names its product pyruvate kinase M1/2a (gene pkma). Gene Ontology annotation, biological process: glycolytic process. Bases 168 to 1766 code for a protein of 532 amino acids. NCBI's taxonomy places the organism in Eukaryota, Metazoa, Chordata, Actinopteri, Gadiformes, Gadidae. Gene Ontology annotation, cellular component: cytoplasm. The transcript is spliced from 11 exons. Gene Ontology annotation, molecular function: pyruvate kinase activity; potassium ion binding; magnesium ion binding. The record is from RefSeq and is a predicted model, not a curated record.
CGUCGUGAUUUCCCUGGCGACCUACGUCACCGCGGAGGGAUAUCAGCCCGCAUCUCGGAGAAGUAGUCCCGGGAAGUUAGAGGGAUCACCUUGAGCCGCGGAGCUGCAGAGCUUCAGUCUGGCGAUCACUCGGCGAGACAAGUACCCACCCAGCAUCAGCUUCCACCAUGCCUCAGCAGAAGACGAUGGACAUGGGCUCGGCCUUCAUCCAGACCCAGCAGCUCGGAGCCGCCAUGGCUGACACCUUCCUGGAGCACCUGUGUCUGCUGGACAUCGACUCGGAGCCCACCACCGCCCGCAACACCGGCAUCAUCUGCACCAUCGGGCCAGCCUCCCGCUCUGUGGACAUGCUGAAGGAGAUGAUCAAAUCUGGGAUGAACGUCGCCCGCUUGAACUUCUCCCACGGCAACCACGAGUACCACUCACAGACCAUCAAGAAUAUUCGCGAGGCCUGUGAGAGCUUUGAGCCCGGCAGCAUCCACUACCGGCCAGUGGGCAUCGCCCUGGACACCAAGGGACCCGAGAUCAGGACCGGACUGAUCAAAGGAAGCGGGGAGGCGGAGGUGGAGCUGAAGAAGGGCAACAUGAUCAAGCUGACCCUGGACGACAGCUUCAUGGACAACUGCGAUGACACGGUCCUGUGGCUGGACUACAAGAACAUCCCCAACGUGGUGGAGAUCGGCAGCAAGAUCUACAUCGACGACGGACUCAUGUCCCUGCAGGUCAAGGAGAUCGGCUCGGACUACCUGAUGUGUGAGAUCGAGAACGGCGGCACACUGGGCAGCAAGAAGGGCGUGAACCUGCCGGGCGCGGCCGUGGACCUGCCCGCCGUCUCGGAGAAGGACAUCCAGGACCUGCAGUUCGGCCUGGAACAGGGCGUGGACAUGGUGUUCGCCUCCUUCAUCCGCAAGGCGGCGGACGUCAAGGCGGUGCGCGCCGUCCUGGGGGAGAAGGGAAAGGACAUCAAGAUCAUCAGCAAGCUGGAGAACCACGAGGGGGUCCGCAGGUUUGACGAGAUCAUGGAUGCCAGCGACGGCAUCAUGGUUGCCCGUGGUGACCUGGGUAUCGAGAUCCCCACGGAGAAGGUCUUCCUGGCCCAGAAGAUGAUGAUUGGUCGCUGCAACAGAGCCGGCAAGCCAAUCACCUGCGCUACACAGAUGUUGGAGAGCAUGAUCAAGAAGCCCCGCCCCACACGCGCAGAGGGCAGCGACGUGGCCAAUGCCGUGCUGGACGGCGCCGACUGCAUCAUGCUGAGCGGGGAGACGGCUAAGGGCGACUACCCCCUGGAGGCCGUCCGCACGCAGCACAUGAUCGCCCGCGAGGCGGAAGCGGCCAUGUUCCACCGGCAGGUGUUUGAGGACCUGCGGCGCAGCACCCCGCCCUCCACCGACCCCGCCGAGGCCAUCGCCAUCGGCUCCGUCGAGGCCUCCUUUAAGAUCCUAGCCGCCGCCUUCAUUGUGCUCACAAACUCUGGAAGGUCCGCCCACCUGAUCUCCAGGUACCGCCCCCGCGCCCCCAUCAUCGCGGUGACGCGUAGCGGGCAGACGGCCCGCCAGGCCCACCUGUACCGCGGCAUCUUCCCCGUGCUCUACAACCGGCCCGCCCACAAUGUCUGGGCCGAGGACGUCGACCUGCGCGUCAACUUUGCCAUGGAGAUGGGCAAGGCCAGGGGCUUCUUCAAGGACGGCGACGUGGUCAUCGUGCUGACCGGCUGGCGCCCGGGCUCCGGCUACACCAACACCAUGAGGGUGGUCAUCGUGCCCUAAGGGUCUCGGGUCUCUGGCCUGCUCACCCCCCCCCCCCCCUCUGCACACCUUCCGUCUCAUUCCUCUGCAACACUCAGCCUUCUCCCCCAGCCGCCCACGCACCAGUUUAGACAUCAGACACACACGAUACGGUUCCUCACUCCCAACACGCGGCCUGACGGCGGCAGCGUGUCAGUCGCUAUAUACACUCCAUCCUUCCUCACGCUGACGUCUCUCUGAUACUCUCCAGGACGGCAGCUUGGUACACCCCGACCACGCCCUCCUGUAUUUAUUCCCUCGUAGUGAGAGGCCAGACGGGUUUAGCAUGCAGGUAGCUGGGUUUCAUGGAGGGGAGAAUCACGAGUCCAACUAAAGGAGGCAGAGCGCUCUCCUCUGCCUUUAACAAAAGACCAGAACAAAACUAGUAUCAAAAUGGCUGCCUGUGCAGUCCCUCCUUCCCCCACAUGGCUCUCCUGUGUGUAUGUAUCUAAUAUGUUUACCCUGAAGCCAGCUGUGACUGUUCAAGUCUCUAAAUGUUGCACUCCCAGCCUACUGUCGCCCAUUCCACAUUCUGUUUUAACUUGAGUGUCGUCGGAGGUGAAAUGUUUAGGGGCAUCCAUGACUACUAUAUUUUGUAACUAUAACGAUAAGAGAGAUGCUAGCUAUGGAUGUCCGAUACUAAGGUCAUUUGAACGCCAGUUACUGUUGUGUUUGAGAGAAACUUUAAGCGUUGUUUUGGUUUAAAUUAUAUCCCGUUAUUUUGUCGGUUUGUGGUUCAGGAACUUUAAAUGUCAACGAGCACUUUCUAGUUUUUUUUGCAAGCAAAUGGGGAGGGCAGAAGCCCAUCCCUCCUGAAACCCCACUGCAUUGUGGGUAAACUCAUCACUCCUCUCCCCUGCUGUCGGCAGUCACUCAUUCCUUAGUGUCGUGACCUUACUUCAAAAUGUGUUAACAGUGGCUGUUUGAGUCUGGUGUACUGAGCUGUCCUACGUGACUGGAUCUGCUUCAAUAAAAGAUUAUAAACGAUCGUAA